GUCUGUGCCACUUGCCAUGAACAUGCCACCUGCCAGCAAAGGGGAGGGAAGAACAUCUGUAUCUGCAACUACGGCUUUGUGGGCAACGGGAGGACCCAGUGUGCUGACAAAAAUGAGUGCCAGUUCGGAGCCACCGUGGUCUGUGGGAACCACACAUCUUGCCAUAACACACUUGGAGGCUUCUACUGCGUUUGCCUGGAAGGAUACCGAGCCACGAACAACAACAAGACAUUCAUUCCCAAUGAUGGCACCUUUUGUACAGAUGUAGAUGAGUGUGAGGUUUCCGGUCUGUGCAGGCCUGGAGGACGAUGUAUGAACACUCAUGGGAGUUUUGAAUGCUACUGUAUGGAUGGCUACUUGCCAAAGAAUGGGCCUGAGCCUUUCCAUCCAGUCAGAGAUGCGACGUUAUGCACAGAAAUAGACUGUGGCACCCCUCCUGAGGUCCCAAAUGGCUAUAUCGUUGGAAAUUAUACAUCUAGACUGGGCAGCCGGGCUCAUUAUGCUUGCAAAGAAGGAUUUUUCAGUGGCCCAGAAGAUACAGUUUCAAUCUGUACAGUUUUGGGCACAUGGGAGUCCCCCAAAUUAUACUGCCAAGAGAUCAGCUGUGGCAGCCCUCCGGAAGUGCGGCAUGCGGUCCUGGACAGGAAUCACAGCUCCAGCCCGGGCAGUGUGGCUCACUAUGCCUGUCAAGAGGGCUUUGAGAGCCCCGGAGGAAAGAUCACUUCCGUGUGCACAGAGAAAGGCAUCUGGAGAGAAAGUGAUUUGACAUGCACAGAAAUAAUGAUGGAAAUUAGUGAUGUAUUAGUGUUUAACAACACCUGCGUGAGGUGGAAAAUAAACCCAGGAGGGAUGAAUGCCAGGAUCAUAUAUGUGAUAUCCAUUAAAGGACAACGGUUGGACCCUACGAAACCCUUUCACAAGGAGACAGUCAACUUUACCACAGACAGCAGGACCCCAGGAGUGUGCCUAGACCUGUUCCAAGGCACCAACUAUACUGUGAGCAUUUCUGCAGCCUCUCCCAGACGCUCUGUGCCAGCCUUCAUUGGAUUCCAAACAGCUGAAGGUGAUAUCUUAGAAGAUGAUGGAAUUUUCAAUAUUUCGAUAUUGAACGAAACUUGUUUGAAAUUGAAGCGGUCUUCUAGGAAAGUUGGAUCAGAACAAAUGUACCAAUUUAAAGUUCUGGGUCAAAGGUGGUAUCUGAGUAGUUUUUAUCACGCAACAUCAUUUAACUUCACAACGAAGGAACAAGCUCCAGUCGUGUGUUUAGAUCUGUACCCAGCAACUGAUUAUACCAUGAAUAUUACCCUGCUGGCAUCUCGCAAGCAGCACUCAGUGAAAAUCACAACCACAACCUCACCAUCUGUGAAACAGACUAUCAUUAACAUUUCAAUAUUUAAUGAAACCUGCUUGAGAUGGAGACGUAUGAAGAGAGCUGAUGUAGAAGAGAUGUAUUCAUUCCACAUUUGGGGCCAGAGAUGGUAUCAGAAGGAAUUUGUCAAGGAAAUGGUCUUUAAUAUCACGACCAGAAGCCAGGCCCCAGAGGUGUGCUUGGAUUUGCAUCCUGGUACCAACUACAGUGUCACCCUCUUGGCUUUGUCUUCUGAACUUCCUGUGGUGAUCUCCUUGACAACCCAGAUAACAGAGCCUCCCCUUCCAGAAGUAGAAUUUUCCACGGUGUACGGAAGGCCUUUACCACGUCUGAAACUAAGGAAAGUGAAGGAGAAAAAUGGACCUAUCAGUUCAUAUCAGGUGCUGGUGCUUCCCCUGGCUCUCCAAAGCACAUUUUCCUGUGAUUCUGAAGGGGCUCCCUCAUUCUUUAGCAAUGCCACUGGUGCUGAUGGAUAUGUGACUGCAGAACUCUUGGCCAAAGAUGUUCCAGAUGAUGCUAUGGAGAUGUCUAUUGGAGACAGGCUAUACUAUGGAAAAUAUUAUAAUGCACCCUUGAAAACAGGGAAUGAUUACUGCAUUAUAUUACGAAUCACAAGUGAAUGGAAUAAGGUGAGAAGAUACUCCUGUGCAGUUUGGGCUGAGGUGAAAGGUAAAACCAUUUUCUAA
Molecule: messenger RNA, 2055 nt
Organism: Orycteropus afer afer
Lineage: Eukaryota; Metazoa; Chordata; Mammalia; Tubulidentata; Orycteropodidae
Gene: SUSD1
Product: sushi domain containing 1
Molecular function (GO): calcium ion binding
Source: RefSeq, a predicted model, not a curated record